Conger conger (European conger) is the source of this 2637-nucleotide messenger RNA. RefSeq names its product protein phosphatase 5, catalytic subunit (gene ppp5c). The coding region runs from base 90 to 1562 and encodes 490 amino acids. Gene Ontology annotation, molecular function: protein binding; protein serine/threonine phosphatase activity. Gene Ontology annotation, cellular component: nucleus; cytosol. Lineage: Eukaryota; Metazoa; Chordata; Actinopteri; Anguilliformes; Congridae. The transcript has 13 exons. The record is from RefSeq and is a predicted model, not a curated record.
UGGCGUCGGCUUUCAGAAAGGGGCCGAUUUGCGGCAGUAUUUCGUGAAGUGACGCGAUCUCAGAAUUUGCGACCGUUUACCAAAUAGCCAUGGCGGACGUAACGAAUAACGACAGCGUGAAGAUGGCGGAGGGGGAGCGGAGUGCUGAGGAACUCAAGGAGAAGGCGAAUAAAUACUUUAAAGAUAAGGACUACGAUAAUGCCAUAAAGUAUUACUCCGAGGCCCUGGAGCUGAACCCGGACAAUGCCAUCUACUACAGUAACCGCAGCCUGGCCUACCUGCGCACGGAGUGCUACGGGUACGCCCUGGCCGACGCCACACGAGCCCUGGAGAUCGACAAGAACUACGUCAAGGGCUACUACCGCAGAGCUACCUCCAACAUGGCCCUGGGCAAGUUCAAGGCAGCCCUGAAGGACUACGAGACGGUAGUGCGGGUGAGGCCCAAUGACAAGGAUGCCAAGAUGAAGUACCAGGAGUGCAAUAAGAUCGUGAAGCAGAAGGCCUUCGAGAGAGCCAUCGCCAGCGACGAGCACAAGAAGUCGGUGGUGGACUCCCUGGACAUCGAGAACAUGAUGAUCGAGGAUGACUACACAGGGCCAAAACUGGAAGACGGGAAGGUGACGGUUAAGUUCAUGAAAGACAUGAUGCACUGGUUUAAGGAACAGAAAAAACUGCACAGAAAGUGUGCCUACCAGAUUUUGGUCCAAGUCAAAGAGGUGUUAGCCAAGCUUCCAAGCCUUGUAGAAAUAUCGCUAAAAGAGACAGACAAGAUCACUAUAUGUGGUGACACACACGGCCAGUUCUACGACCUCCUCAACAUAUUUGAGUUAAACGGCUUGCCUUCGCAGACCAACCCCUACCUUUUCAACGGCGACUUUGUAGACCGCGGCUCCUUCUCGGUGGAGGUCAUCCUCACGCUCUUCGGCUUCAAGCUGCUCUACCCCGACUGCUUCCACCUUCUGAGGGGGAAUCACGAGACUGACAACAUGAACCAAAUGUACGGCUUUGAGGGCGAGGUGAAGGCCAAGUACACAGCCCAGAUGUUCCAGCUGUUCAGCGAGGUCUUCCAGUGGCUGCCGCUGGCACAGUGUAUCAACGGCAAAGUGCUGGUGAUGCACGGGGGCCUGUUCAGCGAGGACGGGGUGACUCUGGAUGACAUCCGGAAGAUUGACCGGAACAGACAGCCUCCUGAUUCAGGUCCCAUGUGUGACCUCUUGUGGUCAGAUCCUCAGCCUCAGAACGGGCGGUCGGUCAGCAAGCGGGGCGUGAGCUGCCAGUUCGGUCCAGACGUCACGGACCGCUUCCUGGAGCAGAACAAGCUGCAGUACAUCGUGCGCAGCCACGAGGUGAAGGGCGAAGGCUACGAGGUCACUCACUCAGGGAAGUGCAUCACCGUCUUCUCCGCACCCAACUACUGUGACCAGAUGGGUAACAAAGGAGCAUAUAUCCACCUCAGGGGAUCUGACCUCAAACCAGAGUUUCACCAGUUCACUGCUGUGCCUCAUCCGAAUGUUAAGCCCAUGGCAUACGCAAAUUCCCUGAUGCAGAUGGGGAUGAUGUAGCGAGAUCGAUAGAGGGUCCUAUCUGCGUGCGACCGUAUCACCCCACCCUCUCCUCCGUUUCUCAGUCUGCCAGUUUUUUUUCUUGUUUUCUUUUGUUAGUUUUUUUAUUAUUUAACAAAUAGCAAGCACCCCCCCUCCCCCGCCCCAAAAGGGCUGAUGCCGCUUCCCCUGCUGCAGCCUGAACUGGAAUGCGCACUUCGACAUUAGCUGUGUAACGGACGAAACCGAGGGAGUCCCGUCGACUCCAGUCGUUCGCUCCGCAGGAAUUUGGAGCUGCUUGUGACGGAGUGGCUGUCCCGCUGCAGGAGUCUGGAGCCUCUUCCUACCGGAGACCUGCAGUCCAAUCGACUGGAAGCGCGUGGCUCUCUGCCGCCUCCAGGGUUUGAUUUGGCGAAUUGUGCUGCUGUUUAUCCCUGCUAGGCCAGUUGUGUGCGUGCGUGUGUGAACGUUUGUGUGCGAGUCUGUGUGUGAGCGAGCGUUUGUUUGUAUGUGUGUGUGUGUGCGCAUGUGUGUAUGACUGAGCGAGAUUAGUUGCAUGUUUGUAAGAGCAAGAACUAUGGUCAGUCAGCCCAGCACUUUCAAGAAAAUUUUGAUCUGAAAAUUAAAGGCUCAGUUCCCUCAAGCGAAAGACAGUUCUCAAUUUAUCCUUCAGUAACCACGUUGCUAAGCCUGGAGGUUUGUGUGUAAGGCAAAGGAAUCAAAGACAGGAGUCACUCUCCCUCACUGUUCUUCACAAUUCACCUCCAGAAGUGGUCAGUUCCUGGUCUCUACUCAUUCUGCACACACACACACACACACACACACAAACACACACAAACGUGUCUAUUAAAAACCGUCUAAUCCCUUACAUGCGUGUCUGUUCGGUCACAUCGCCCCCUUGCAGAUUGACAGUGAUGUUUGACUUAGAGCCCAUCUUCCUGUUUCUAAAGCGCACAGCAACAUUGUCCUAAGCUUUAUAGAUAAUGUUAUACAAAUGUGUAUGUAUAUAUAUAUACUGUAUAUCAUUUAAUAUUCCAGUGUACAUGUUUGGGGCGGGGAAGGAAAAAUAAAAAAUGGUCAUCAGUGAUUUUAAAGA